CUUUAUUCGAUCUCACCGGCCCUUUAGACCUUGGGCUAAGCGUAUACUACCCUAUAUCUCUUGGUUUUAGCCGAGUACCCCACGGAUCAGUGUCGUGGUUGGUGCAAGAUGUUGCAAAGUGGACAUGGUUGAAUAGGUCAGCCAGGUCGCAAGGUCCUCAGCCAACCAGUUACAGGUGAAAAUUUUCUUGCUCUUCUUUGUAGGCUGAAAUAAUCAUAAAUAGCCAGCUACCUAGAUGGAAGCUCUUCCUCUCUUGAUUUGUCCCUCUCUCUUCGCAUACUUAUCAGUAGACGUGUGCCUCAGAACCCGAUCAUCCUUCUCGACCUUUCUUCGUCGACACUGAAUCCAUUAUGGCGAGUUCCGACACCUUCGACCCUAAUAGUGUUAAUCUCACUACUGCCGACCCAGCAGAGAUCAUCUGUUAUAUCAAUGCCGGAGGCAACGAGUAUAACGGGCAUAUGGGAGCUCGCAUCUCUUCGGUUUUCGUUAUCCUGAUCUGCUCUACGCUGGCAACCUUCUUCCCAGUCGUGGCGAGCCGUGUACCUCGUAUGAAGGUUCCUGUCUAUGUAUACCUCUUUGCACGCUAUUUUGGUACUGGUGUCAUCUUGGCCACUGCGUUUGUUCACUUGCUCGACCCUGCAUACCAAGAGAUCGGCCCAGCAUCCUGUGUGGGUAUGACCGGAAACUGGUCCCAAUACUCAUGGCCGCCGGCAAUUGUCCUUGCUUCUAUUACCGUCAUUUUCCUCAUGGAUUUUGGUGCGGAACUCUACGUUGAAUCUAAAUAUGGGGUGACCAGGGGCGAUGAACGGACGACGAUUGUUAGCGAGCACGACCACCCUGUCGACCAACCAACGAAGGAUCUGCCCCAGUCGCUUUCAGGGAAACUGAAUUAUGCUGAAGAGAGUGAUCAAGACUCACUCACUGCCGAAAAAUCCUUCCGUCAGCAGAUUGCGGCUUUCCUAAUUCUCGAGUUUGGUGUUAUGUUCCACUCCGUCAUCAUCGGGCUGAAUCUCGGUGUUGCAGGCGACGAGUUCAAGACCCUAUACCCUGUGCUAGUCUUCCACCAGAGCUUUGAGGGUCUGGGUAUUGGCGCUAGGAUGUCGGCGAUCCCUUUCAAGCGCAACAGCUGGUUGCCCUGGUUUCUGUGCCUUGCUUAUGGACUGACCACCCUAUCGCCAUCGCCAUCGGCCUGGUCAAUGACGGCCAAUAUCGUGUCUGGUGUUUUCGACUCUAUCUCUGCUGGCAUCUUGAUCUACACGAGUUUGGUUGAGCUAUUAGCACGCGACUUCUUGUUCGACCCUUGCCGGACAAACGACCGUCGUCGUCUGGGGUUCAUGAUAAUUUGCACGUUGUUGGGUACCGGUAUCAUGGCUCUCCUUGGAAAAUGGGCGUAAUCAGUUUCUCUGAGGCUGCAAAACGGUGAACUAUGUUUGCAGUUCUGGUAAUAGAUAAAUUUCCGAACCUAGGUAUCAUUGUAGGUGAUUGAUAGAUAGAGUAUUUCUUA
Messenger RNA from Talaromyces proteolyticus, 1504 nucleotides. RefSeq names its product putative high affinity zinc ion transporter. Gene Ontology annotation, cellular component: plasma membrane. Gene Ontology annotation, biological process: zinc ion import across plasma membrane. The coding region runs from base 351 to 1394 and encodes 347 amino acids. NCBI's taxonomy places the organism in Eukaryota, Fungi, Ascomycota, Eurotiomycetes, Eurotiales, Trichocomaceae. The transcript has 2 exons. The record is from RefSeq and is a predicted model, not a curated record. Gene Ontology annotation, molecular function: high-affinity zinc transmembrane transporter activity.